ACUUCGCCUGCAUAUCCGCAUUGACAGGUGGUGUGUCUCGGGGUUUGGCAUAAUUCCAGGAAGUCAAGUGGUGAGAGAAGGCUUGUAUAAGACGGGGAGCUGUACCGAGCGUACUCUUUUCAUGAUCAGUUCCGCCCCGUUGGAAAGUCAGCGUGUGGAGUCGUGGCAGCAACCACCGCCCCGGACGACCUACUCCCUCACCGUCGAUGACAUAACACCUCACAGAGAACUUCAAGUAGGAAGAGCCAUGUCUCGCUCGGUGACCCUCGUGAAGGGAAAGAACAACAUGAUAGGUAUCAGUAUCGGCGGUGGAGCUCCCUUCUGCCCAGUGCUCUACGUAGUACAGGUGUUCCAUAGGACUCCAGCCUAUGAGGAUGGGUCCCUGUGUCCGGGAGACGAGCUGGUAGCAGUGAACGGUGCCAGCCUCAGAGGUCUCUCCAGAAAACAGACAGCCGACAUGAUCCAAUCCUCUAAAGGUUCCAUCACAAUCGCAUACAAUAGAGUCGAACCUCCCAAGGACAAAGGCUCUGAUAUUGGUGAGGAACGUACAAUACACAGCGACAGCCAAGUUCUCCCCGUGUUGAAUAGACUGGGUGAUGGUUUGAGAUGGGUAGGAACACUGCUCCCGGCUACUACUGUGAAGUCGAUAGCCUCACAAUACUCAGGCCUUUCUUCAGUAUAAUUAUGUGUGCAUGUUUUUAUGACAGUCCACAAGUUGUACGUAUGUAGAUUAUGCAUGCUAGUGAGAAAAAGGCUGUCUACCUUAGUACAAACAAGUAUAUGUCCAGAGCUCCGCAUCUUUUUUCUCUUGGCAUCACAUGGUCUAAUACCUUCAUGUGUAUGUAGUGUGUGGUGUGCAUGUGUCUCUUUCUCCUACCUGUGUGUUGGGUGUGCCCAGCUCUGAAGAAGGUGAAGCACAGGUUGGUGGAGAAGAUGAAAGACAGCACGGCUGACACUCUGGGGCUCAGCAGAGCAGUUCUGGUCAAUGAUAAGCUGGUGAAGAAAGUACAGUAUCUCGAGAACAAUGCCAGAGUAUACAGAGGUAUUGCAGAGAAGGCAAGAGGGAUGCUAUCUUCGCUAAAGGCUGUGGUUGAGGGACAUAAAGAGCUGGGUGCAGCAUUCUCCAAUAUCGGAGUGUAUGAGCCACAGCAAAGUGCCAGCGUCGCCUUCGUGGACUUUGGAAAUGCCCACAAGCUGAUAGGAGAAGAGGGGGAGAAACUGGCUUCAAAGAUUGGCCCCAUGCUGAAAGACCUCUACACUUACCUUCAGAAGGCAGUUCCAGAUACAAAGCUGACCCUGAAGAAGUAUUCUGACAGCAAGUUUGAGUUCUUGGCGUACUGUCUGAAAGUGAAAGAGAUGGAUGAUGAGGAGUACGAAGCUGCCACGUUUGUGCAGCCUCUGGGUCGAGUUCUGGCCGGGAACUACGAGUACCGAAUGUUCCUUCGGUGUCGGCACGCCGCCAAGUUGAGGUUUGUCAAACUGCGAUCGGAUGUCCUCGUGAAACUACAGCUUCUGGACAACAAGCGAGUGCAAGACGUGGCGUUCCAGCUGGAGAGACUGGUGGGAGGGAUGUACGUGUACAACCGACAGUGCUACAAUGUCCUGAAGCAGGCCGCAGUGUUCCCCAUUGAGGUUCAGCUGAGCAUCCAUCCACCCACACCUCCAGCCAUUGAGGGGGAGGGAGAGGGGGGAGGAGGAGACGAGGGGGGAUGAGGGAGGAGGAGAGGGAGCAAAUGGUAAGGCCGUAGCGAGCGAGCCACAGGAAGAUUUGCUGAUUCAGACUGAUUGAUUUCACUAGCUAUUCGAUGAACUUGAUUCUAAUCAUGUUUCUCAACCUUCACUUUUCAUUUCCCACUUUGUACCAACCAACAAAAAUCAUGAUCCAAGCCUACAAAAUGCAGUGAUUACAAUAAUUGUUCUUAGCAUGAUAUAUAGAAAUAUUGCUGUCAAAUAAUAGUCUCUGCUAUAAUAUCAAGGCCAUC
Messenger RNA from Geodia barretti, 1982 nucleotides. Lineage: Eukaryota; Metazoa; Porifera; Demospongiae; Tetractinellida; Geodiidae. The record is from the annotation of a GenBank genome assembly.